GCUAAGCCCACAGGGGAAGAGGGGGAGACGCGGCGAGAUGCGGGGAGUCGGGGGCCCGCUGCUCACCAUCGGCGACCUCCUCAGCGACCUCGCCGUCGACGGCGGCGCCGACCUCGCCGGCGGGGAGGUGUCCGUCCCGUCGUCGCCGUCGUCGGCGGGGCAGCAGGCGGAGGAGGCCGACCCAUCCGAGCUGAACCGGCUAUUCGGGGAGCACUAUGACAAUUUGAUGAAAGCGCUGCAAGAAAAUGACCCUUCAUGGCCUUCAUUGAUGCUGAAGCUGUGCACGGCUCUGAAGACCGCAGAUAAGCUGGUGAGCUGUGCGAGUAUUGAUGCUGAGCAGCUGCUGCAGAAGGUAGAGUUGCUGGAGCGCCUCUUAGUGAGGGGCGAUCGUGCGGUCACGGCAAUAGUUGAGGAACUCCAGCGCUCACGCCCCUCCGAGGAUAGUCACUCAUCGAAAUCAAAACCAAGUGGCAAAUAGUGCCGUGAUCGUGUUAACUCUUGUAUUUGAUCACAUAGAUCAGGGCAACUAUUGUCAGUGUUCAUGAGACUGAAGGAGCUGUUUGUUGGCCCUUUCAUGAAUUUCAACAGUAUCUGUGUAGCUGCUUAUAUUCUAGCAUUUCCUGGAAAAAUCUGUAUUUCCUGCAAUAGAGUGUGAAAUUUGCUUAUUGCUUGUUAAUUCUCAAACUUGGUUCCUGCUAGUAUGCAUUCAGGUCUGGAGUCUGGACCCUGAAUUUUGAGUUUUGGGUCCAAAAUUACAAGGAAAA
Messenger RNA from Oryza sativa Japonica Group (Japanese rice), 764 nucleotides. The record is from RefSeq and is a predicted model, not a curated record. Lineage: Eukaryota; Viridiplantae; Streptophyta; Magnoliopsida; Poales; Poaceae.